Dipodomys spectabilis (banner-tailed kangaroo rat) is the source of this 1200-nucleotide messenger RNA. Its product is annotated as NAD(P)H-quinone oxidoreductase subunit H, chloroplastic. Lineage: Eukaryota; Metazoa; Chordata; Mammalia; Rodentia; Heteromyidae. The transcript has a single exon. Bases 1 to 1200 code for a protein of 399 amino acids. Gene Ontology annotation, molecular function: NAD binding; quinone binding; NADH dehydrogenase (ubiquinone) activity. The record is from RefSeq and is a predicted model, not a curated record.
AUGAAUCGAGGAACCCCUAUGAAUGUACCAGCCACAAAAGAGGGCCUUAUGAUAGUCAAUAUGGGCCCCCACCACCCCUCCAUGCAUGGUGUUCUUCGACUCAUUCUUACUCUAGAUGGUGAAGAUGUUAUUGAUUGUGAACCCAUAUUAGGUUAUUUACACAGAGGAAUGGAAAAAAUUGCGGAAAACAGAACAAUUAUACAAUAUUUACCUUAUGUAACACGUUGGGAUUAUUUAGCAACUAUGUUCACAGAAGCAAUAACUGUAAAUGGGCCAGAACAAUUGGGAAAUUUUCAAGUCCCGAAAAGAGCCAGCUAUAUCAGAGUAAUUAUGUUGGAAUUGAGUCGUCUAGCUUCUCAUCUUUUAUGGCUUGGUCCUUUUAUGGCCGAUAUUGGCGCACAGACCCCUUUCUUCUAUAUUUUUAGAGAAAGAGAGUUAGUAUAUGAUUUAUUCGAAGCAGCCACUGGUAUGAGAAUGAUGCAUAAUUUUUUUCGUAUCGGAGGAGUAGCAACUGAUCUACCUCAUGGAUGGAUAGAUAAAUGCUUGGAUUUCUGUGAUUGUUUUUUUAAAGGAAUUGAUGAAUAUCACAAACUUAUUAUGAAAAAUCCUAUUUUUUUAGAACGAGUAGAAGGAAUAGGUAUUAUUGAUGCAAAAGAAGCACUAAAUUGGGGGUUAUCUGGUCCGGUCCUACGAGCUUCUGGAGUACAAUGGGAUCUUCGUAUAAUUGAUCAUUAUGAAUCGUACGAUGAAUUUGAUUGGGAAGUUCAUUGGCAAAAAGAAGGAGAUUCAUUAGCUCGUUAUUUAGUUCGAAUUGGUGAAAUGGCAGAAUCUAUCAAAAUUAUUGAACAAGCUCUGGAGGGAAUUCCCGGUGGACCUUAUGAAAAUUUAGAAACCCGAUCUCUUGAUAGACAAAGGGAUCCCACAUGGAACGAUUUUGAAUAUCGAUUCAGUAGUAAAAAAGCUUCUCCUACUUUUGAAUUGCCGCAACAAGAACUUUAUGUGAGAGUCGAAGCUCCAAAGGGCGAAUUGGGAAUCUUUCUGAUAGGUGAUCAGAACGUUUUUCCUUGGAGGUGGAAAAUUCGUCCACCAGGUUUUAUCAAUUUACAAAUUCUUCCCCAAUUAGUUAAAAGAAUGAAAUUGGCCGAUAUUAUGACAAUUCUAGGGAGCAUAGAUAUCAUUAUGGGAGAAGUUGAUCGUUAA